This is a messenger RNA of Epithele typhae, 297 nucleotides long. RefSeq lists its product as uncharacterized. The record is from RefSeq and is a predicted model, not a curated record. Lineage: Eukaryota; Fungi; Basidiomycota; Agaricomycetes; Polyporales; Epitheliaceae. The transcript has a single exon. The annotation marks the transcript as partial.
GCGCAGUGCGAAUGGGGCGCCCCCGGCGCGCGCUGCGGGAUCCCGAUCGACGACCCGUCCCCGUCCGGGAUCGCGCGCCACCUGCGCACGCACCACGACGUGCUCGUGUCCGACAACCACACGCGCGGCGCGUGCGUCUGGGGCGUGCGCGGCUGCGGCAAGGACAUGUUCCCCUCCUCGUUCGGGAAGCACAUCGCCGAGUGCCACCUCCGCAACAUGACGAAGCAGUGCCAGUACUGCGGCGCCGACUUCGCCCGCGCCGACACGCUCUCCCGACAUAUCAAAGGCUUCUGCCCG